UUGUUGCUACAUAAACUUUAUGAGUAUUUUUAUGCUUAUCCGAAGCAGGUUCGAUGGAUAAACAAGUAUUUUUCCUAUGCGACUCUUGGGCUACGUUGGCGGUUGUUAACAGCAUCCGGGUGUUGGGCCGCCGCAAGCGCGAUCGUGUCGCUCGCUACGUCGUCCACGGCCCUGCGGUGCAGCGCGUCUUUCGGCUAUGCGGGGGCGGGCCUCCCGUUGAGAUUACUUCAGCUUUUUUUGUGGGCCGCGCGGCAGAGGACGGCGGUGCUGUGGUGGAAGUAUGGGUAGGAUUGCCAAGUCUCGGUCAAGUUUUCUUUGACGGAACCAUGUUCUUCGCUCGCAUAGCUCAAAUGGAACUCGUCCGGCAGUAUGCAUGUUAUUGCCGCAUAGCUAAGCUACAGACGAUUGGUGGUGGUUGGGCGUCGCUGCGAGAGCCUAGGCAUGCGAUGCAGUACGCGGUCGAACUGUUUCACGUGGCCUCCGUUGUCGGCAACGAUGUUAUUAUGGGUAACUGUCGAAUUUUCGUUGGCUGGGCGCUCCUAUGGUCCGGGAAGACUGAAAAGGCCCUCCAACUAUUUAAAUCGGAAAGGAAGAUUGCCUGUAUGCGUAAUGAUCUGGAGCAACAAAGGCGAUGCGAGAACGCUAUUAUCAAUGCCAAGACCAACACUACACUGAAAGGUCAAGUCCUAUCGCGUAUACACCACAGGAUGUCUCAGCAAGAGGAAUUUCGUGGAUGCUCAAGCAGUAGCACUUCGGGGACUUCGUAUCAGAACACUAAGGCUUUUAUUCAGCUACGUGCGUGAUGGUAAUCCACGUGUGGCUUUUGAAGGUGAAAACCCUGUAUCUACUUCAGCCCAUACUAGAAAAGUUCCAUGUGUGGCUUCGAGGAUACCACGGUUGUGCGUAAAAACAGUAGUUAACGUAGGGACUGGUCCACUGGUGCCAACGUAACCUUUCUUUACUUUGUUUUAGGUGGUACUUAGUAAUGGCACCAUGAAUAGUAGCAGA
Molecule: messenger RNA, 1008 nt
Organism: Phytomonas sp. Hart1
Lineage: Eukaryota; Euglenozoa; Kinetoplastea; Trypanosomatida; Trypanosomatidae
Source: the annotation of a GenBank genome assembly